CGGCGCCCCAAUCCAUCAUGAAAUUCUGGAAACCCGUGUGAGAGAGUGUGAGAGAGAUGAUUGUUUCAGUAUAAAUACACUCUAUUUGGUCUGGUUGAACAUCUGCAACACCUCUGUCCUCCUCUGUACCCGUGACCCUGGAGAGAUCUCAGCAUGCUGCGUGUGAAGAUCAGAUUCGGGCUGAAGGAAACACGAGACAUUUUUAUAUCAAACCUGAAAUCAUGAGGAAAAAAAGUUAUUUGAUUUGAUGAGACCAGGAGUUUAGGUUGUUUUGCUCUUUAAGGGUUACAGCAGAUGGAAACCAAACAUCAUCUUUUCAAAUGUGAAGUGUGAUGGUGGAGGUGAUGGUGAAGGGACCGAGGCACCCGGAGUGUGUGAAGAGAGGGAUCUGAACACGGAGCCGAGCAGCACCGCCGUCAUCUACAACCCCUACAGCUCCCUGUCUGUGGAGAAACAGAGGCAGAAGCUUCCUGUCUUUAAGCACAGGAACAACAUCCUGUACAUGGUGGAAAGCUUUCAGACCGUAGUGAUCCUGGGUGAAACCGGCUCAGGGAAGAGCACACAGAUCCCUCAGUACCUCCUGGAGGCUGGAUGGGCCACAGAGGGGAAGGUAAUCGGUGUGACUCAGCCUCGGAGAGUAGCCGCAACGUCGGUGGCCACUCGGGUUGCAGAGGAACGUGGAGCGUUUUUGGGGCACGAGGUGGGAUAUACCAUCCGCUUUGAUGACUGCUCAGAUCCUCAAGCCACACGAAUAAAGUUCCUUACAGACGGGAUGCUGGUCAGGGAGAUGAUGGCUGACCCUCUGCUGAAAAAAUACAGUGUCCUCAUGCUGGACGAGGCUCACGAGAGGACUCUCUACACCGACAUCGCCAUUGGCCUUCUCAAGAAGAUUCAGAAGAAGAGGAGAGACCUCCGGCUAAUCGUUGCUUCCGCUACGCUGGACGCCAAGAAAUUUUACGACUUCUUUAACCUGAACGAAUCGGGAGACCCGAGCAAGGACACGUGUGGAAUCUUGACCGUGGAGGGACGAACUUUCCCUGUGGAUGUUUUCUACACAGUCAGUCCAGUUCCAGAUUAUGUAAAAGCCUCUGUGGAAACCGUCAUGAAGAUUCAUGAAGCUGAGGACGAUGGAGACGUGCUUGCGUUCCUCACAGGACAGGAGGAGGUGGAGAAAGUGGUGUCCAUGCUGCAGGAUCAGGCUCGCUCUCUGUCUCGCCACGGCAUGAAGAAACAUCUCCGUGUCCUUCCCAUGUACGCCGGCCUGCCCUACUCCGAGCAGCUGAAAGUCUUUGAAAGGCUGCCACCUACUGUCCGAAAGGUGGUGGUCGCUACCAACAUCGCUGAGACGUCCAUCACCAUCAACGGCAUUGUGUUCGUGAUCGACUGUGCGUUCGUCAAGCUGCGAUGCUACAAUCCCCUGACAGCCAUCGAGUCCCUGGUGGUCACGCCCAUCUCCAAAGCUUCUGCGUCUCAGAGAGCAGGAAGAGGUGGCCGGAACCGGCCCGGGAAAUGUUUCCGCCUUUACACAGAGGAGGACUUUGAGAAGCUCCCGGAGAGCACUGUGCCUGAGAUGCAGCGCAGUAAUCUGGCUCCGGUGAUCCUCCAGCUCAAAGCUCUGGGUGUUGAUAACGUUCUCCGCUUCAGCUUCCUGUCUCCUCCUCCAGCUCAGACCAUGGUGCAGGCAUUGGAGUUGCUCUUUGCUCUCGGGGGUCUGGACCAGUACGGGCGUCUGACUGAUCCGGCGGGGGUCCGCAUGGCUGAGUUCCCGCUCAGCCCCAUGUUCGCAAAGAUGCUUCUCGAGUCGGGAAACUUCAGCUGCUCCAAAGAGGUGAUCACCAUCGCCGCCAUGAUGCAGAUCCAGAACGUCUUUGUGGUGCCGUCCAAUCAGAAGAAAGCAGCCGCACGUGAGCACAGGAAGUUCGCUGUGGCUGAAGGUGACCAUCUGACCAUGCUAAAUGUCUAUGAGGCUUUCGUCAAGCACCAGAAAAGUUCUCAGUGGUGUCAGGAGCACUUUCUGAACUACAAGGGUCUCUUGAGGGCCACGACGGUCCGAGAGCAGCUCCGUCGCCUGCUCAACAAGUUCAAAGUUCCUCGAAACUCCAGCGAAGGUGAUCCAGAUGUGAUCCUGAGGUGCAUCGUGUCAGGAUUCUUCGCAAAUGCGGCUCGCUUGCAUCACUCCGGGACGUACAGGACUUUACGAGACGACCGUGAGCUUCACAUUCAUCCCAACUCCGUGCUUUACGGAGAAAAACCUCCCAAAUGGGUGGUCUUCAACGAGGUGGUUCAGACCUCCAAGUACUACAUGCGAGACGUGACUGCGGUGGAAUCGUCCUGGCUGGUGGAACUGGCACCUCAUUUUUAUAAACAGGCCACACAGCACGGCUCUCUGGGAAGCAAACGCUCCAAAGUCUUCUGAGCUCAUCGGCAAUCCUGACCGACUGCUGAACUACUGAUCCUUAUAUACUUGAGCGUGUACACACACACACACACACACACACACACACACACACACACAAGGCAGCAGAACUGAGGGGAGAAUUCUCUAUACCCAGCACUGUAUAUAUGUGUAUGAUAAAUAUAAUAUUUAUUCCUUCAUAUUGGAAUGAAUUCUUCCACCAACACACACACACACACACACACACACACACACACACACACACACACACACAGCAUUCGGUCUAGAGGUCAAAGGUCGUUCAUAGCGCUUCCUUUUUUAAUUUUUGUACUGUUUUCCCUCAGUUGCCGUGUGUGUUUCCUGCGUAAUUGGGGAAGUGAAAUCUUUUUUUUUUUUUUUUAUCUUUUUUUUUUUAUAUACAUCAAAUACAGGAAGGGAAAUGAAGUUGAGACACCGGGACGCAUCGGGUCGUGUUUUUGCAGCAUUAUUAUUAUUAUUAUUAUUAUUAUUAUUAUUAUUAUUAUUUAGAUUUAGAUUGAUCAAUUACACACCGGAAAUCUGUAUCAUUUUUUCUUUCCCAUGGAAAUACUGUGUAGCUGAGAUUUAGUGGCCUUUUCCUCACCAUUAUGUGCCAAAUAGGAAACAUGUAUUUCAUAUGCGUAUGAAAUAACGUUGCCAUUUUUACACCGGUGCCUAAAAAUGUGCUUUUUCUUUUCCUGAAAUCCAUCAGAAAGUCAUUGGGAAUUACACCCCCCUUCCCCCCAUUCCCAAUAUAUAAGCAUAAUAUCCACUUAUUUCUAGUGUAUAAUCGAUUUUAAUUAGAGCACAAACAACAGCCGUCUGUAUUAAAAAACACGCCCAUUUCAUAAAUGCUUCCACAAAAGAACCUUCGACGGAAACCUGCAUGAGAUUUCUGCAUCUUUCUGACCUUCGCUGUGGUCCAGCGGCAGCUGCUGCUCACAUCACCGGCGCAUUUUCACUUCGAGAUCACUUCUGAAAUCCCCUUCCUGCAUGAACACUGUGAAAAAUCAUACGUAGUGCGUAGACACGGCCCGUCCGGCCGAUUCGCUUCGUUCAGAUGCUUUUACGCCCUCGAGGAAACGAACACUUCCUUCAGAUUUCCCUUCAUCUCAAAGUUCUGUAUGGAAAUGAGACUAAUCCAAUAAACAGGAAUCUUCACA
Silurus meridionalis is the source of this 3576-nucleotide messenger RNA. It is a transcript of the gene dhx35, whose product is annotated as DEAH-box helicase 35. Lineage: Eukaryota; Metazoa; Chordata; Actinopteri; Siluriformes; Siluridae. The record is from RefSeq and is a predicted model, not a curated record. Gene Ontology annotation, molecular function: ATP binding; RNA binding. The transcript has 22 exons. Bases 503 to 2416 code for a protein of 637 amino acids. Gene Ontology annotation, cellular component: intracellular anatomical structure; catalytic step 2 spliceosome.